ACAGAAUUUCUGGUUUCCUCCCGUUGACAGAAAUACAGAGGUCCUGUGUGCAUGAGAGAAGUUGUAUGAACUGGGAGCACAAGGUGCCGUUUCUUAUUACGGAUUUAGCAGGCUGUUGGACUCUAUGCGCUCUUGUUCUGUCGGGAAGGAUAAGAUAGGCUUUUGCUAUGAGGUGGAUGUACAUAAAGUGAAGUGUGAUUUUUGGUUGAUGAACAUUUGACAUUCUGCAGCGGAAUAAAGUAGAUACAACGGAUCGCCGUAGACUCCUUUUUGUCGCGGAUUGAUCAGCCGUUUGGAUUAGCCAACAGACAGGCUACCAUUCCUCGCAAAAUUCGUUCACCGGGAUAUAUUACUGAUGUGUGCGAUGUGGGGGGUGCAAGUGGUCUUUUGCACCUUCUCCGUGCUGUCCUUUUCAUUUGGAGGUGAUAGCAAAGCACGGAGCUGCAGUGAGGUUAGACAAGCAUACACCGCGAAAGGGUUCAGUCUUGUCAAUGUUCCCCACCAAGAAAUAUCAGGUGAACACCUGCGAGUGUGUCCCCAGGAGUACACCUGCUGCACAUCUGAGAUGGAGGACAAACUCGGCCAGCAGAGCAAGCUGGAGUUUGAGAACUUAGUGGAGGAGACGAGCCACACAUUGAGGACGACCUUCGUCUCAAGACAUAAAAAAUUUGACGAGUUUUUCCUGGAGCUGUUGGACAACUCGGAGAAGUCCCUCAACGACAUGUUCACGCGAACGUACGGGAAGCUCUAUAUGCAGAACUCCGAGGUGUUCCAGGACCUCUUCACAGAGCUCAAACGUUACUACACCGGAGGGAACGUCAACCUGGAAGAGAUGCUCAACGACUUUUGGUCUCGCCUGCUGGAGCGCAUGUUCCAGCUGCUCAACUCCCAGUACCACUUCUCAGACGACUACCUGGAGUGCAUCAGCAAAUACACAGACCAGCUCAAGCCCUUCGGAGACGUCCCCAGGAAGCUCAAGGCUCAAGUCACUAGGGCCUUCAUAGCUGCCCGGACCUUUGUCCAGGGCCUCAUGGUGGGCCGUGAGGUGGCUAACAGGGUAGCCAAGGUAAAUGUUGCCCCCGCCUGCAUCCGGGCGUUGACCAAGAUGCUGUACUGCCCGUACUGUGGAGGCAUGCCUGGGUUGAAGCCCUGCCACAACUACUGCCAUAAUGUGAUGAGGGGCUGUCUGGCCAACCAGGCCGACCUGGACUCUGAAUGGAACCUGUUCAUAAAUGCCAUGUUGUUGGUAGCAGACAGGCUGGAGGGACCCUUUAACAUUGAAGCGGUCAUGGAGCCAAUCGAUCUCAAGAUCUCAGAGGCCAUCAUGACCAUGCAAGAUAACAGCAUGCAGGUUUCAGCCAAGGUUUUCCAAGGAUGCGGUCAGCCGAAACCAUCCGGAAUGGGCAGGUCUGCCCGUGGCAUCUCAGACGUGUUCAAUGCCCGCUUCAGACCCUACAGUCCUGAGGAGAGGCCCACCACGGCUGCAGGCACCAGCCUGGACAGACUGGUCAUUGACAUAAAAGAGAAGCUGGAGAAGUCAAAGAAGUUCUGGUCCAACUUGCCAGAUGACAUUUGUAAGAAGGACAAGGUGACAGAGUCAGACGAGGACCAGUGCUGGAACAGUCAUGCCAAGGCCAGGUACUUUCCUGAGGUGGUGAAGGAGGGUCUGACCAACCAGCUGAACAAUCCAGAGGUGGAGGUGGACAUCACCCGCCCAGACACGCUCAUCCGUCAGCAGAUCAUGGCCCUCCGAGUGAUGACCAACAAGCUUAAGAAUGCCUACAACGGCAACGACAUCUACUUUCAGGACUCCAGUGACGAGGGCAGUGGCUCGGGCAGUGGGAGCGGGUGCACGGACGGCUGCACAACAGAGUUUGUCUUCGUGGGCACGGAGGCGCCCGUGGUGGGGGCAGACAGGAGUGAUGAACGAGCCGCAGCAGCGGGCAGAGGACAGACCCACGGACCGUCCCUGCUGCUUCUAGCAGCUUCCCUCGCCCUCACACUUCUGGCAUGGCACAGGCAAUGGAGAUAAUACUGUACCUGCAUGUGGCCAUCAGGGACCUGCUGUCUCCUAAACACGUAGGACAUUAAGUUCUCCUGUUGUGAGAGUUUCCUAACCGGACAGGACUAUUACUGUAGAACCUUUGGAAGACCCAACGAGAACUGAGGCGGUGGAAUCGAGAGGGUGCGCAGUGCUGCAUCCUUGCUUGUCCCCCAAAGAAUGCUUGGUGCCGUCAGUAAAGCAAGCUUUCACUUCUCUCAGAAAAAAAAAAUCUAAUAGGCUUUCUCCUCCUUUCCAGAACUCUCCUGAACCAUGCUUUUCCCUUUUGAGAAUGUGGAGCACGCUGAAGGUGUUUUAACAGAUUUAAGAAUAAGUGAGAUUACAUAAACAUUUCCUUUCAACCCCAGGCAAGGUUAUGAAAUCCCUAAAAGUAAACAUUCUAAGAAUCAUUUUGUUUCCCAAAAUCCUCCCACAUAACAAAAAGAUUAUGUUUCACUGUGAGCAUGCAUGGCAAGGUCAUAAGUGUGAACUAAGAGAUAGUUUAUUUCAGCUGUUGUUUGCCUGCAAGCUUUUCAGUACCUGGAUUAUGGUGCAAGCAGUCUGGUGCAGGGCUACAAUUAUGUUGGUUUUGGCAUUAGGAAGCAGUAUUUUUCUCACAGACUCUCUCUAAUUGCACAUCUGAUACACUCUAAUGAAGUACCAAUGUCUUACUAAAAUAACUAAUUUUGCACAGAUUUUUAGUUGGACCAGUUGUUUAAAAACAGCAGGCAACACAAAUCCCAUAGAGAGAAGAUAGUCUAUUUAUAUUUCCAGAUCAUUUACAUGUAAAUGUUUUGUACUUGUAACCAAUUAUCUAUUUCCUGAGAGGUAUUGUAUGGUAUUAUAUCAUUUUGCUAAUGGCUACCUUUUUGUUCCUUUCAAGUGUGAGUGUUUUUGGUCGAACAUAUUCAUGUAUGAUUAUAAAGGUGAAAAAACAUUUAUCACAAUUAAGGCGUGGUUUUAUAAUUGCAGACAAUUUACACAGUGUUUGACAUAUGCAUCUCAGCGAUCAUCUCUCUGCUCAUAUUUGAGAGAACAGUUCAAUCCUGUGCAAUGUUGUUUUUAUGGUCUUAGUCUAAUUGGAGUUGGAGAGAUUGAUCAUAAACUGCAGUAGGUAAAAACCAAGAGUGUAAAAUGCAAGAAUACAUUACAUUUUUAAUACGUUCAUUUUUUUUAAACAUAAGCUUGACUUGUAUCUUUUAGCUAAAGUUCGGUAUAUAUGUUCACAUGGGGCAUUUGUUAACCUUUUAACCUUCAAGCAUUCUUUUCCACACUUUACUCUUUGUUUUACAGGUACAUAAGGCCUACAGUACUGCAGAAUUAGCUAAUAUACCUUGCUUGAUUUGUACAAAAGAAUACACAAAAUGUGUCUCUAACUAUGCUAGAUGGAACUGCCAAGUGUAAGCAGCGUAUAUCCUCAAGAAAAUCUCUUGCGAAGUUUACAAAUCAUUGAGAAUGCCCUUUCAAAAAUGAAUAGUUUGUGACAAAUUUGCUGGAAAUUACCGUGUGGAGCUUUUGAGGCAAACAAAUAUGUCACUGCCGCAACUUUGCUGGCGUUCACGAGCAUUGUAGCGGUCAAAGUGUCACUUUUUACUAAUUAACAGUUCCCAAGUGUUUACCAGAUAUUCACCCGAAUAGUUGGACUAGAUUUAAGCACCUGAAGUUCACUACACAACUUAUUUGCAUAUAAUAUUCUGCAAAUGUGCUGCAACCAGUUUGCCAUAAACUUAUUUUUGGUAAGGAUCUCGCUUACCUUGCCUCACCUUCAUUUGCCAAAGGGCAACUAGAAUGUAUCAGUUGCACUUUUUAAUAUAUGGAUCAAAGCCUAACCCUGUUAAAAUUUAGGUUAAUAUUGUUCUCAAACCAAGUGAACCAAGUUGAUUAUCAGUGCCCUAAAUUGAGAAAAUAAUAUUGAGGUAGGUUACAGCUAAGUUUUAGUAUUGAUUGAGAGGAUUAGGGUUAGGGUUAAUCAUUAAGCCUUAAUGAAAACACAAUUUCUUUUGUGGCAAUCAUUUUUUUAUGUCUGACUCCAAAAACUAUGAUCAAAAGCUGUAUCUCAACUGGAUAAUCAUUCUGAAAACGAUCCUAAAAGACAUUACCAGGUUAUUCUAAAGGAGUUCCAAGCUAUUCAGAGUCUGGGCAGUAAGUAACAAUUGGUGAUCUUGGCUUCAAUAGAAAGACAAGAGAGAUUUCAGGAUGCUUUCAGAUGAUAGUGUUCUCAUGCCUGGGCACUCCUUCCCCUUCAACUCGACUCACAGACUACUGUGGCGUCUUUAGAAAUCAGAAACUCAGGAGGCAGGGAAAUCCGUUGCAGAAAAGGUUGAAUGCGCCCGUAAGAGCCUUUCCACCGAACUGUGAGAGCAGCCACUGUGAAGAAGAGAGUCUUGAAUUUCGUGAAUUUCUGAAGAGGAGGUGCCUUCUCUUCUUCAAAUGACAAAACAGAAACUGAAUAAAAAAAGAAGUCUUAUCUUGAGUGGUGGGUAUUGUGUCCCUAAAGGGCUUUAUCACCACAAAUAUCACAAAGGUCCUCUUAGUUGGAGAACCAGGGUUUUUUUCUUAACCCUCGACAACCUCUGCCUUUCCUCCCUUUCCCAACAGGCCUUGGCUGUUGAGGUCAGAGACAUUUUCCAUCUGAAUUGUCACUUUUGAAACUUGCUCUAUGGGUGUUUUCAUUUUUUUGCUUUUUAUUUUUGUCUGAAUGUACUGUAUGGCUUUGCAAAUUCUCUUAAAAUUCAUAGAUUCAUAAGAUUGGAAUCCAUUGGAGAAGUGAUGGCCUGAUACUAUGACUUUGCUUCAACAAAUGGUUCUUAAAGAAAUGUGUCAUGCAAAGUCAUUUUCUCCUUUUAAUUUCCAGAUAUUUUGCUGCACUUUUAUUAUACUGUUUGUUCCACAAAGAAAUGUUCAGUCUUGUUAAGAAGAAAGCCAUUUCAUGUGCACUCUGAUUUGGCCCAACAUUUUAAACUAAGUGAGGAGCACAUGUAGAAAUUGCCAGAGCGCGCUGUUAUCAGCUGAUCAGGAUGAAAUUGAUGAUCGUACAAGCAGACAUGCCUUACCAUUUUUUAAGGACUAAAAUGGAUUGCAUAUUUGGGUUUUGUUACUCGUUGUUCUAUACAAAAAAAAUGAAAGGUGCAAAUAAACAUUUUAUUAGAAAAAUAGCUGACUACUGGUGAAUUAAUCUGUCUAAACCACACAGGGGUUGAUAGAAAUUGCCAGUCCAGUUGAUAACCCCAUUGUAUACAGGUCUAGAUCAAGAUACAGUACAACAAAAAAGUAUCACAAAAGUUUCAAUUAUCCUUAGUUUGAGCGCCAAAAGUUGGUUCUUCUUUUGGUACUAAGUUAUGGGGAGAAUAUUAUGCAUAUUAAUUAUCAAGUUGGUUGCAGGUGAUUAUUUUACUGCAAUAAAAAAGGUGAUAGGAGACUUAAUGAUGACUUGAGGCCAGUCAGCAAGAGUAUGCAUGAACCCGAAGCUCCAAUGCUCCAAUAAUAAUGCAUAGGCAUUUUCUACCAGAAUUAUUAAUUAUUAGUAUUAAUUAUUAAUUCCAGCAUCUCUAGAAUGCAUUGUUAAAUAAUUCCCACAAAUUCUAUCUUAUUCUAAAACCUUACAGUGGUAUUUGAAAGUCCUAUUUCAAUUUGGUUCAUUCUCUAAUAGAACCAGUCUUUUUUUAGAGUUGGCCUAAACUUGCUUAAGUAAUUACAUGCUAAGCAGAACUUUUAGAUGAGUUUUCCUUUUAUCUUUCAGCACCCUCUCUGCCCUUCACAGAAAUGUCUACUGUAUGCAUAAACAGCUUUUGUAGUGUGCUGUAAAAAGGUCCAGUGAACACAUACAGUAAUAAAAGAACCAUGUUUUGAAUACAGUGUACACUACAGCCUCAAGAUGCCCUACUGUACAGAUCUUAUGUCCUGUUGAAAAGUGUCACACGGUUUAAAGAAUACCUUAUAGAACAGAUAUAUUUUUCAUACUUGUUGGAUCUGCAGCGCCUGUACUCUAGCCCGCACACACGUGCAUCAAUUGAAUAAUUCUUAAAUGACAACUUCAAUGGGGACAUAACACGAAACAGCCUCAUAACUGAACUUUUAUUCAUAAUAAAUACUUUUCUUUCUGUA
This is a messenger RNA of Hypomesus transpacificus, 6145 nucleotides long. Its product is annotated as glypican-6-like. Bases 356 to 2032 code for a protein of 558 amino acids. Gene Ontology annotation, biological process: regulation of signal transduction; regulation of protein localization to membrane; cell migration. The record is from RefSeq and is a predicted model, not a curated record. Lineage: Eukaryota; Metazoa; Chordata; Actinopteri; Osmeriformes; Osmeridae. The transcript is spliced from 9 exons. Gene Ontology annotation, cellular component: synapse; plasma membrane; extracellular region.